AUGGCCAAAUCCAAGAAUCGACACGAAAAAUAUUCCUCCAACUCCAAGCACCCGUCUUUCGGGCCCACAAAGGCCAAUAAACGGGCCCAAGCCCAAGCCCAAGGUCAACCACCACUCGAAACCCGAGAGUAUGAGAACGCUAUUUGCUCCGUCUGCAUGGAGUUCCCACACAACGCGGUUCUCCUCCUCUGCUCCUCCCACGAAAAGGGCUGCCGACCCUUCAUGUGUGCCACCAGCCACCGCCACUCAAACUGCCUCGAACAGUACAAAAAGGCGGCGGCGGCGGCCUACUCCUCCUCCGUGGGCCCCACUUCACCUCCCGAGCUUUCGUGCCCACUCUGCCGCGGAGCGGUCAAAGGUUGGACCGUGGUGGGACCCGCGCGCUGCCACCUGGAUGCCAAGCGCCGCUCGUGCACGAAAGACGGAUGCCCUUUCCGGGGAAACUACCGAGAGCUGAGGCGGCACGCGAAAACCGAGCACCCACUCGUCUGCCCUCGGGAAGUGGACCCCGCGAGGGCCGCCAGGUGGGAGAGGCUCGAGGACGAACGGGCCGUUGAGGACGUGCUGAGCACUAUCCGGUCGUCUAUGCCGGGAGCUGUUGUUGUGGGGGAUUAUGUGAUCGAGAGGGAUUACUAUCGAGGUGGGUUUCAUGGGCCUCCGGGUGGUCGGGCCCGUGUGGAGCAGCGUGUGGGGUUUCUUGCUGCAAGGCGGACUGGGAGGUUAAGAGGUCAGGCUACGGACUUGCAGAUUUGA
Messenger RNA from Striga hermonthica, 753 nucleotides. The record is from the annotation of a GenBank genome assembly. Lineage: Eukaryota; Viridiplantae; Streptophyta; Magnoliopsida; Lamiales; Orobanchaceae.